This is a messenger RNA of Myripristis murdjan (pinecone soldierfish), 1442 nucleotides long. Its product is annotated as probable G-protein coupled receptor 82. Lineage: Eukaryota; Metazoa; Chordata; Actinopteri; Holocentriformes; Holocentridae. Gene Ontology annotation, molecular function: G protein-coupled receptor activity. Bases 108 to 1364 code for a protein of 418 amino acids. The transcript has 5 exons. Gene Ontology annotation, biological process: G protein-coupled receptor signaling pathway. Gene Ontology annotation, cellular component: membrane. The record is from RefSeq and is a predicted model, not a curated record.
CUUACAAGUAGAGGGUCAGAUACAGACAUUUCUUGCUCAGCAGAACUGCUGUUGUCGACUCCUGUGAACUUUGAAUGAAUUCUUGUCAGCACUCUUGUCAUUGAUCAAUGGAGAAUACAUCUCACACGUCCCCACUGGAUAACACCUCAAUCUGGUCUCUACCAACAUUCCCCUCCUCUGUCCUCUGCCCCACCGCAGCCACCCUCUUCCUCCUCCCCUUCCUCUACAGUCUCCUCUUCCUCACCGGUCUCCCAGGAAAUGCCAUGUCUUUGUGGGUGUUCCUGCGGUGCAUCUCCAACAAAACCUCCACCCACGUCUAUCUGUCCAACCUGAGUUUGUCCAACCUGCUGCUGUCCUUCACUACGCCCUUUCUCGCCGCCUACUACGCCCAGGGCUCAGUGUGGUUGCAGAGCAGCUUCAUGUGUCAACUUGUCCUGCACAGCGUCACGCCGUUGCUCCACAUCAACAUCUACAUUGGCGUCACCAUACUGACUUGGGUGGCCCUCAGCCGCUUUGCCACCAUCAUCCAGCAUACGCACGCCGCCAGGCAGAGCGCCUGCACCACCCUGCUGCCCGCUUCCUUCUUUGCCUGCCUCAGGAAAGCCUCCAUCGCUUACAGGGUGUGUGCCGCAGUGUGGGUGUUGGCGGUGGGGUGUAUUGUGCCUGUGACAGUGUACUACUCGGUGAAGGAAGCCGCAAGGGGCAAUGAGGUGGUGGCAGGCGAGCAUGGAGGGGAUGAGAAAGGACAAGGUGUGAAAGAAGACGUGGUGUGCUACAACCCAGCUGUGGAGAUAGGAGGUGGUCUGUCCACAGCUUCCUGUGUUCCCGCCAUAACCAUCUUCUUCAUAUGUUUCCUGCUGGUGCUGCUGUCCUAUGUCACAGUGUUACGCCAUAUCAGGCGCUCAAGCCGCAGCACAAACAUUGCCACCUCUCACAGCCUGCUGGGAAGAGUGAUCCGUAACAUACUGGUCAUCCAGGUGGUUCUUGCAGUGUGCCUACUGCCACACCAUGUCUUCAAACCCAUCUUCAUUUCUCUGGUCCUUCAACAACUGGCCCAUCCAGGUCACAGCUCACCUGCACCUGACCGCUCUGACUCCUGUCAUCCAUUUUCCUCCCUUGUUGAGGUGAAGAAUUGCCUGCUCUUCCUGGCUGCAUUACGGGGCUCAACUGACCCUGUGGUGUACUUCCUGUUGGACAAGACUUUCCGCAGCCACACCCUGAGUCUCUUUGGCCGCCACUCAAACACCUGUAGCAGCAGCGAGUCAUCUGUCUCAAAGAUGAGAAGAGCCAAUCGGAAGUCUGGACAGAUAGGAGCGGAAACUGAGACUCCUCCAGUAGACUUGAGUCAUGAGAGUGUUUUGUAGUCUGCAGUGUUUUGUUAUAACGGCAGCUUGAUAUAUGAAAGUUUAAAUAUGGCAGUCUGUGGGCUUGUGAAAUAGCAA